This is a messenger RNA of Mastomys coucha (southern multimammate mouse), 439 nucleotides long. It is a transcript of the gene Fgf5, whose product is annotated as fibroblast growth factor 5. The record is from RefSeq and is a predicted model, not a curated record. Lineage: Eukaryota; Metazoa; Chordata; Mammalia; Rodentia; Muridae. Gene Ontology annotation, molecular function: fibroblast growth factor receptor binding; growth factor activity. Gene Ontology annotation, biological process: fibroblast growth factor receptor signaling pathway; cell differentiation; positive regulation of protein phosphorylation. Gene Ontology annotation, cellular component: cytoplasm.
UAGGACCCCCGCGGCCGGAAGAAUGAGCCUGUCCUUGCUCUUCCUCUUCUUCUGCAGCCACCUGAUCCUCAGCGCUUGGGCUCACGGGGAGAAGCGUCUCACUCCCGAAGGGCAACCCGCGCCUCCUAAGAACCCGGGAGACUCCAGCGGCAGCCGGAGCAGAAGUAGCGCGACGUUUUCUUCGUCUUCUGCCUCCUCCCCAGUCGCAGCUUCUCCGGGCAGCCAAGGAAGCGGCUCGGAGCAUAGCAGUUUCCAGUGGAGCCCUUCGGGGCGCCGGACCGGCAGCCUGUACUGCAGAGUGGGCAUCGGUUUCCAUCUGCAGAUCUACCCGGAUGGCAAAGUCAAUGGCUCCCACGAAGCCAGUGUGUUAAGCCAAAUUUACAGAUGACUGUAAGUUCAGGGAGAGAUUCCAAGAAAACAGCUAUAAUACCUAUGCGUC